UUUAAAUCAGAUUCACUAUAGCAAUAUAGCCAUAUAUCUCUCUGUGUCUGUCUCUCUCUAGAAUCAUCUUCGAUCGACGCAGACAGAAACUGAUCCGGUCAACAAUGGAGGAAGUUCAAGAGUCUCAAACCCCAUCAUCGCUCGGUCAAGAAGAUGAAAAUGGGGUGAUUACUGAAAGUUCGGCAUUUGUUAAAGGGGAACCGGAACAAGAAUUCAGUAGUAACCCCCCAAAAGUUGAUUCUGAAGCUGAGGUCCUUCACGACAAGGUCACCAAACAAAUAAUUAAGGAAGGCCAUGGCCAGAAACCUUCCAAAUAUUCAACAUGCUUCUUCCAUUACAGGGCGUGGUCUGAGAAAACACAGCACAAGUUUGAAGACACGUGGCAGGAGCAACGGCCAACUGAGAUGGUCUUAGGAAAAGAGAAGAAAGAAAUGACUGGUUUGGGCAUUGGUGUUGCAAGCAUGAAAGCUGGGGAGCGUGCAUUGCUGCAUGUGGGCUGGGAAUUAGGAUAUGGAGAGGAAGGCAGCUUUUCUUUUCCAAAUGUUCCACCCAUGGCAGAUUUAGUUUAUGAAGUUGAGCUCAUAGGCUUUGAUGAAACAAAGGAAGGGAAAGCUCGCAGUGAUAUGACCGUGGAGGAAAGGAUUGGUGCCGCAGACCGGAGGAAGAUGGAUGGAAAUGCUUUGUAUCAGGAUGGAAAACUAGAGGAGGCUAUGCAACAGUAUGAAAUGGCCAUAGCGUAUAUGGGAGAUGACUUCAUGUUCCAGUUGUUUGGAAAGUAUAGAGAUAUGGCUCUGGCUGUAAAGAACCCAUCCCAUCUUAACACAGCAGCCUGUUUAAUUAAGCUGAACCGCUACGAAGAAGCUAUAGGACAAUGUACCAUCGUACUAGGUGAGGAUGAGAACAAUGUGAAGGCAUUAUUUAGGCGAGGUAAGGCUAGAGCAGCACUUGGGCAAACAGAUGCUGCCAAGGAAGAUUUUCUAAAAGCACGUAAAUAUGCCCCCGAAGACAAAGCAAUUGCAAAAGAAUUGAGGUUGCUUGCUGAACAUGACAAGGCUGUUUACCAAAAGCAGAAAGAGAUUUACAAAGGAAUAUUUGGACCAAGACCUGAACCAGUACCUAAGAGAAGAAAUUGGCUCAUCCUUAUUUGGCAGUGGUUGCUUUCAGUAUUCUAUCGCCUUCUCACGCUCUUCAAGCGUGAAAGCCAUAAAUCUGACUGAACAAACAAGACCAUUGGUGAGUUGACAAUUGUUUACGUGCAUCCUACGAAAAGCCACGUUUUGUGCUACUACUGAGGAUAUAAUUAUUUAUACUUUUACUAUUUCCCUUUGCUUGUGGAACAAUCAGACGCUGAAAUAACAGUUGUGAUUUCACUCUUUGGCAAUGCUUCCAACCUGUUCGUAUGUUGCUUUCCAAA
Messenger RNA from Cajanus cajan (pigeon pea), 1414 nucleotides. RefSeq names its product FKBP-type peptidyl-prolyl cis-trans isomerase family protein (gene TWD1). The record is from RefSeq and is a predicted model, not a curated record. Lineage: Eukaryota; Viridiplantae; Streptophyta; Magnoliopsida; Fabales; Fabaceae. Gene Ontology annotation, molecular function: peptidyl-prolyl cis-trans isomerase activity; protein binding.